UGGACUACAAGACCGGAGGUACGAUUUCUUGAGACUUUCCUCCCCCAUUGAGUGCACAUGCGGGAUAACGGAUAGGCUUGAACGCCGGCUCCGUAUGGGGGCGAAAAGGUGUUGUAGCCUGAUGCGUGCGCGCUUCACUCGCGCACACUGCUGGUGCUGAGAUCCACAACCAGCGUGGGGCGGCCCAAUGAGUAUUGCGCUUGCAUCAUAUCCUUGAACGAAGCAUGUGGGAUCGCUGACAAUGGCAGGCUGAGCCGAUUAGGCUCAGCUAAGAUCUGAGGACGAUGUCUGAGACGGAAUGUGGCUAGCCGGCUGACCUGGUCGCCGGGGUGUAGGUGUUUGUUAACCGAGACAAGCCACACACGCUAUUUAGAUGCCAACGUGGGCACAGCUUUCUCACACUUGACCAUUCCACGCAACCAUGACCAACGCGACAGGCAUGAACGGCGUCGGCCUCGUGACGGGCGCAGCCUCAGGUAUCGGGAUGGCGACGGUGCAAGCGCUGCUUGAAGCGGGUGUCCGCAAGGUCCUCAUGGCGGACUGCAACCCGGAAGGCCUUGAGAAAGCACGCGCAAGUCUGCUCCAGACGUUCCCCGACGCGCAGAUUGAGGUCGCGGCCGUGGACGUCAAGGUCGAGGAGCAGGUGCAGGCCAUGGUCGCGCAGGCCGUGGAGAAGUUUGGGCGCAUCGACUACUGCCUCAAUGCGGCUGGCGUUGCGGGUGCCGGCAUGAAGAUUGCGGAGACAACGCUCGAGGCGUACGAGAACGUCAUCAACAUCAAUGAGCGGGGCACGUUUCUCUGCCUCAAGUACCAGCUCGCGCAGAUGGACAAGCAGGAGCCGCUUAACCCGGGCCCGCGCAGCCAGCGUGGUGCGAUCGUCAACGUCUCGUCCAUCCUCGGCUUCCGCGGUCUUCAGACCGCUGUAGCUUACAGCACGUCCAAGCACGCCGUGGUGGGCAUGACCAAGGUGGCGGCUAUCGACUACACUGGCAGGCAGAUCCGCGUGAACGCCAUCGCUCCUGGCUGGAUCGAGACUGCUAUGACCGCGCCGCCAUUUGCACACGCUCUGCUCAUGCACGACACGCGCCCGGAGCGCUGCCCUACCGCGCGCCCAGGCCAGCCCGAGGAGAUGGCGGACGUUAUCGUCUUCAUGCUCUCGGAGAAGGCGUCGUAUGUCAAUGGCACGACCUGGCAGGCCGAUGGUGGUGUUCUCGUUACGUAGCGCAGAUCUUGUCGAGAAGGCUUUGCGCGCUCGCUGGAUCGGUAACUCAGAAGUAGGCAGCUUUGAAUGAUUAGCUCGGUUUGUCGAAGAAUGAUAGUUGCACGCGGAGCAUUGGCGAUCCGACAUACAACCAGAAUGAGGCUACCAUUGAGGCGACUUGAAGAGAGCAGGUUAUCAAUAUCAAGCCCGUCGCGACUCGGCCGCGGCUUCGGCCCCUCAUAUCCAGUGAAGCUCCCAUGAAGAGUAGCGGCGUCGGUCGCGGAUCGCUCAAGGUCGAGAGCUCAUUUUCGACUGCACAACCGCUGUGCCACCUGCACCACCCCGUCCG
This is a messenger RNA of Cutaneotrichosporon oleaginosum, 1550 nucleotides long. RefSeq lists its product as uncharacterized. Gene Ontology annotation, molecular function: oxidoreductase activity. Lineage: Eukaryota; Fungi; Basidiomycota; Tremellomycetes; Trichosporonales; Trichosporonaceae. The record is from RefSeq and is a predicted model, not a curated record.